Molecule: messenger RNA, 1113 nt
Organism: Dichotomopilus funicola
Lineage: Eukaryota; Fungi; Ascomycota; Sordariomycetes; Sordariales; Chaetomiaceae
Product: L-arabinitol 4-dehydrogenase
Exons: 2
Coding region: 1-1113 (370 amino acids)
Biological process (GO): D-sorbitol catabolic process
Molecular function (GO): L-iditol 2-dehydrogenase (NAD+) activity
Source: RefSeq, a predicted model, not a curated record
AUGGCUACCAACGGCUCCAGCGUCAUAACAAAGGCCACCAAGGCCAACAUCGGGGUCUUCACGAAUCCCAAGCACGACCUGUGGAUAAAUGAGGCAGCGCCAACACUGGACAGUGUCCAGAAAGGGGAGGAGCUUAAGGAGGGUCAGGUUACCAUUGCGAUACGGAGCACAGGAAUUUGCGGCUCGGACGUCCACUUCUGGAAGCAUGGCUGCAUCGGCCCCAUGAUUGUUGGGGGCGACCACAUUCUCGGCCACGAAUCCGCCGGCGAAAUCAUUGCGGUACAUCCGAGCGUAACAAACCUCAAGGUCGGCGACCGCGUGGCCGUCGAACCCCAGGUGAUUUGCAACGCAUGCGAGCCGUGCCUCACAGGCCGGUACAAUGGUUGCGAGUCCGUUGACUUUCUCUCAACCCCACCCGUCCCGGGCCUCUUACGUCGCUAUGUCAACCACCCGGCUGUGUGGUGCCACAAGAUCGGCGAUAUGUCCUACGAAGACGGCGCGAUGCUCGAGCCUUUAUCCGUCGCCCUCGCGGGGCUGCAAAGGGCCGAAGUUCGCCUCGGCGAUCCAGUGCUCGUCUGUGGUGCGGGGCCAAUCGGGCUGAUCACGAUGCUCUGCGCCAAGGCGGCCGGCGCAUGCCCACUAGUGGUGACAGACAUCGAUGACGGCCGGCUACGGUUUGCUAAGGAGAUCUGCCCAGAGGUGAUCACCCACAAGGUCGAGCGAUUGUCGGCUGAGGACUCGGCCAAGGCCAUUGUGGCCAGCUUCGGCGGUAUCGAGCCGGCCGUGGCACUGGAGUGCACCGGUGUCGAGAGCAGUAUAGCAGCGUCGAUUUGGGCGGUCAAGUUCGGCGGAAAGGUGUUCGUCAUUGGAGUCGGGAAGAACGAGAUUCAGAUCCCCUUCAUGCGUGCCAGCGUCCGCGAAGUCGACCUGCAGUUCCAGUACCGAUAUAGCAACACAUGGCCAAGGGCAAUUCGGUUGAUUCAGAACCGUGUCCUUGACCUAAGCCGACUCGUGACGCAUCGCUUCGGGCUGGAGGAUGCGCUCAAGGCCUUCGACACGGCGUCAGAUCCCAAGACCGGCGCCAUCAAAGUGCAGAUCCAGAGCCUGGACUGA